Molecule: messenger RNA, 330 nt
Organism: Spodoptera littoralis (African cotton leafworm)
Lineage: Eukaryota; Metazoa; Arthropoda; Insecta; Lepidoptera; Noctuidae
Source: the annotation of a GenBank genome assembly
AUGAUUGGUACGUAUUCUGUGUCAAAACGAACUCAAAGAUGGCCCCUGUGUAUAUUUUUCGAAUUAUUGAAUAUUGGUGGACUAAACACUUAUAUUAUUCAGAAGGCUAAUUAUUUAUCUUCAGAUAACUUCGCUCUAGGAGAUUUCAUCAAAACCUUGGAAAUUUCUCUGAUUCAACCGCACCUAUAAGUCAGAAUUUCUAUCAUAAACACUCCACAGCAUAUCAAAAACCGUAUCCGAAAUAUAAUUCGAAAAGUCGACCCAACUGCGGCAUCCAACUCAUCCUUGCCAAUUGCUGGGCGAAAAGUACGUUGCGGUCUUUGUAAAUGA